Molecule: messenger RNA, 989 nt
Organism: Laetiporus sulphureus 93-53
Lineage: Eukaryota; Fungi; Basidiomycota; Agaricomycetes; Polyporales; Laetiporaceae
Product: Yip1-domain-containing protein
Exons: 10
Coding region: 30-872 (280 amino acids)
Biological process (GO): endoplasmic reticulum to Golgi vesicle-mediated transport
Cellular component (GO): trans-Golgi network; membrane
Source: RefSeq, a predicted model, not a curated record
AACUCGGGAACUGCUCAGAUCAUACUGCUAUGAGCAACAUACAGCACUUUGACGGCAACGACGUUGCCACGCCCAUCACGUCGACUUCACAAUUUAUUCAAGCAGACGAUGAUGACGACUUGGAUGAGGACAUACCCGCAUUCACGCACCCUUCGCUCGGCACACCGCAGUCUGCUGUAGACAAGGGCAAGGGACGCGAACCAGAACGGCUCGGGUCGACUUCGGGCGCGUACGCCGCUAGCCCGGUGUCUGGUAACAUUGGGAGCACAACGAAUGGCGGUCCGCGAUCUGCACGGAGUACCGUCGGUGGCGUGCAGGUCGAGAUGAGGUACACAGGCAUAGACACGCUGGACGAGCCGAUCUCCACUACAAUUGGCCGUGAUCUGCUCUCCAUCUACACGAAACUGGUGCAUGUGUUGUACCCCCCAAAAGCUGGAGGACGAGAAGUCUUAAGAGACUGGGAUCUGUGGGGUCCCCUGGUCAUAUGCCUGACGUUAGGCAUUCUACUAAGUAUCCGGGCAUCUGCUUUGCAAUCACUUUCUAUUUUCACCAGUGUUGUAUGUCUCAUGACAUUCGGAUCGCUAAUAGUGACUGUACAAGCCAAAUUGCUCGGUGGCCGAGUAUCCUUCUUCCAGGGACUGUGUGUCUUUGGAUAUUGUGUUGCGCCAUUGAAUAUCGCUGCGCUGGUGGCGGUGUUUGUGCGUCUAAUCUUUGUCCGUGCUCCUCUGACGCUUGCGAUGUGGGCAUGGUGUGUCUGGGCGGCAGUCAACUUCCUCGACGGAACAAAAUUGGAGAAACAGCGAACUAUCCUGGCCGUCUAUCCCCUUCUUCUCUUCUAUUCAAUAUUAGCGUGGAUGAUCGUCAUCAAAUAGUUGUAUCGACCUGCUUGUGCUGUCACUUAAUGCAUCCUUAUCCUCCUCGGUCUCAAAAAUUGCAUAUCGAAUCAUGCAUUUUCUGCAUUCGGUUGCAAUCUAGCUGUGGCACGCUGC